This is a messenger RNA of Australozyma saopauloensis, 234 nucleotides long. RefSeq names its product Mtr2p (gene MTR2). The record is from RefSeq and is a predicted model, not a curated record. Bases 1 to 234 code for a protein of 77 amino acids. NCBI's taxonomy places the organism in Eukaryota, Fungi, Ascomycota, Pichiomycetes, Serinales, Metschnikowiaceae. The transcript has a single exon.
AUGGUCAAUGGAAAAGUCAGCUUUGACGAGAGUGGUCGUUCAAGGCUUGGUGUUACUGCCGACAUUCCCCAAGAUGCUCUGGCUCCUACGAAGACACUAUGGGGAGCUGGAUUUGGCUUUUGCAUUGUCAUGGUGGUGGAUGAGUCCGUAGCGGCUAGCAGCGAGGCACAAGUCAUCAACACUUUCAAUUAUCGACUAGUAUAUAAGCCGCACGAUAGCUUGGUAGAAUUAUGA